GACACGCCCCUGACGGGAAAUCGAAAGUGAAAUAGGGAGCCUGCGGCCCGCUGCUGAAAGCCCUGAAAAGGCUACCCCCAGGAUCUCCACAGUGCUGCUUACUAAGAACAUCACCCCUAUGGCUGCAGCAAUGCCCUUGGCAAUGAUGUGGGAGGAGGUCACAUGCCCUAUCUGCCUGGAUCCUGUAGUGGAGCCUGUGAGCAUUGACUGUGGCCACAGCUUCUGCCACAAAUGCAUCUCUGAGGUCGGGAAAGAUGGUGGCGGCGUCUGUCCUGUGUGUCAGCACACCUUCUUGCUCCGAAACCUCCGGCCCAAUUGGCCACUGGCUAACGUGGUGGACAACCUUAAACAAAUUGGCCAGAAUGCCAAUGAAGUCACACAGAGGGAAUGGUGUCAGGUACAUGGAGAGAGACUGCACCUGUUCUGUGAGGAAGAUGGGAAGAUCCUCUGCUGGGUAUGUUCCCAGUCCCAGAACCACCGUAACCACAAAACGGUCCCUGUCGAGGAGGCUGCUCAGGAGUACCAGGAGAAGCUCAAGGUGGCAUUAAGGAAACUGAGAAAAGAACAAAAGUUGGCUGAGGAGUUGGAAGUGAAUACUGCAAUGAAGAGAGCAGCCUGGAAGGCAAGUGUUGUGCUCCAAAGGGAAUCUCAGAGUCAGGUUGAGAAACACAAACGGAGGAUUCACGCAGAAUUUGUACAGCAGAUAAACUUCCUGACUGCGGAGGAACAGAGGCAAAUGCAGAGGCUAGACGUGGAGGAGAGGGAGCAGCUGAGAAUCCUAGGGGAGACAGAGGCCAUGCUGGCCCAGAAGACCCAAGCCCUGCAGGAGCUGGUUGUGGAGCUGGAGAGGAGGAGCAAGGGCUCACCCCUAGAGCUGCUGCAGGAAGUGAAAAGUGUCCUGGGAAGGACUGAGGCUUGGAACCUGAAGGAGCUGGACAUGACCUCCCCUGGUCUGAGGAGUGUGUGCCUCGUGCCAGGGCUGAAGACGAUGCUGAGGACGUAUGGAGUACACAUCACCCUGGAUCCACACACAGCCAAUCCGUGGCUCAUCCUUUCAGAGGAUCGGAGACAAGUGAGGCUUGGAGACAGCCAGCAGGAAGUGCCUGAAAAUGAAAGCAGAUUUGACAUGUAUCCCAUGGUCCUGGGUGCCCAGUGCUUUGACUCUGGAAAGGCUUACUGGGAGGUAGAUGUGAGAGGAAAAGAGGCCUGGGACCUGGGUGUUUGUACAGAUUCUGCACAGAGGAAGGGGCACUUUUUGCUCAGCCCUGGGAACGGCUUCUGGACAAUUUGGCUGUGGAACAAACAAAAAUAUGAGGCUGGCACCUGUCCCCAGACUCCCCUCCACCUUCAGGUGCCUCCAUGCCAGGUUGGGAUCUUCUUGGACUGUGAGGCCCACACAGUCUCCUUCUACAACAUCACUGACCAUGGCUCCCUCAUCUAUACCUUCUCUGAAUGUGCCUUUGCUGGACCUCUGCGGCCUUUCUUUGGUACUGGUUUUAACGAUGCAGGAAGAAACGCAGCACCUCUUGUGCUCUGUCCACUGGAGGUGGGAUCGUAGGGAUCCAUGGAGCAGUGGUAGCACUCUCUGAACACCGACACUGCCACUGUUGGUGUCUUUCUCAGCCAUUGACUCUGCCUCAUUUCCCCAGGAACUCUGAACCACUUUGUUUCUGUAGAGGUGUCGGGAUACCAGCAAGCAGAUUGUGGCAGACAAUUCACUGAAAAUCUACAUAAAAUGACUUUCAACAUCAGUA
Messenger RNA from Nyctereutes procyonoides (raccoon dog), 1754 nucleotides. RefSeq names its product tripartite motif containing 21 (gene TRIM21). The record is from RefSeq and is a predicted model, not a curated record. The coding region runs from base 119 to 1558 and encodes 479 amino acids. The transcript has 7 exons. Gene Ontology annotation, molecular function: protein binding; zinc ion binding. Lineage: Eukaryota; Metazoa; Chordata; Mammalia; Carnivora; Canidae.